This is a messenger RNA of Trametes versicolor FP-101664 SS1, 2607 nucleotides long. RefSeq lists its product as uncharacterized. The record is from RefSeq and is a predicted model, not a curated record. The transcript is spliced from 7 exons. Bases 1 to 2607 code for a protein of 868 amino acids. NCBI's taxonomy places the organism in Eukaryota, Fungi, Basidiomycota, Agaricomycetes, Polyporales, Polyporaceae.
AUGUCGAUACCUCCUGGAGUGCAGUAUGUGGAUAGCGGCGACUCUCGUAUCAUCUUCACCAUCCCUCCGAACGCCACCAUUCCUGCCCUUAGCGCGAGAGCUCAUAAAUGGCUGGACGGCACUCAGUUCUUUCAGGACAGCGUCAAAACGGUUACGGUUCCCGGAACAACCUUUGAGCUCUCUUUCUACGGCCGGUACGUCGAAGUCUUCGGGGUGACUUUUCCCCUGAACGCCACGACAGAACCCCCGCAAGCUCUUUAUUCCAUCGACAAUUCUACCCCCUUCAUUGCCGACGUUCCGACUGUCCUCGGUAAUACGACCACGGACGUUGGCGUUGGGUUCUACAGGACAGACUCGUUACCGCUCGCGUAUCACCUCCUUGUUAUCAAUGUGACCAACGCUUCGGGAGACUCCCCCUACCUGCUCGACUAUGUCGCGUUCGACGCAUACGACGUUUUCCCCUCUCCUAGCUCCCCUCCCACAUCCACAUCCCCUGACCCUUCAAUCACUUCAACGGCGUCCUCCCUUAUGCCAACUGGUACGACAGUCGCGGUCUCGGGGUCUACCGGCACACGCACGAUUUCAGCAGGCAUCUCAGCGGGUGUCGCUCUCGGAGGCGCAGCUCUGCUCUUCGUUGUGCUCGGGAGUUGCAUCUGGCUAUGGAGACGGUCCGCGCGCUCUCGAAGAUCACAACACGAAGACGCAGAACAGAGUGGCCCUCUCCUCGAUGUCAGCCUAUAUCCGAGGGUGGUACCUGCCCAAGCGCAUGUGCUCUCGUCCAGCGCUGACGCGAGUUUCAAUUCCCCCUUCACGCUCGACUCGUACGUCAGACCAGCUUCCACGGAGUCCGCGGGCAGCCAGCGCGUCCCUCCCGAAGAACACAUGCUGAGGACGAACGUUUCCGUCAUCGCUUCGGACAGCAAGAGCGCUCGUCCAUCAGCAUCGAUCCUUCGCUCGGGCGCCGCGGAAGGGUCUUCUGUGGUUACGCAGAUGUCCAGUCUAGGGGGCGUGGUCUCCUUCGAUGGCAAAGAAUCGCGUCUCACCUCCGGCGCGUUGCCAGAGAUAUCCUCAGUGAACGGUACGUACAUUCGUAAGGGGCUUUGCCACUUGACGUGGUACUUCGCUUCGAGCACGCGGGAGAACCGAAGCAUCGUUUACGUCCUCGUGUUGAUCCAGGCUCCGGGCGGUGUGCAACAUACGCCCACAAACCCCUAUAUCGGGUCGCCGACGAGCAUUCGUCCUCAUGGACAGGCACCUUCAUGGCCUCUUUCCGGGCCAGAAGCUGAGCCAGCGAAGUCGUGUGCAGGCCUUCCGCGUCCCCUCACGCACCUUUCCCCACUGCACGUCUCUCGCUCCCAGACGAUGUAUCCCGCCGACCCCACCUUCGUAGACAACUUCGACGCCAGAAUCGUCUACGCUGACCCUUCGGAAGCUCGACAGGACGACGAACUGUCUCCAGAUGCUCAUUCUCAGGUGGACGCCAUCUCCGGGGUCUAUAAUGGUACGCUUUCCAUCACCACCGACCCCGGCAUGAGCUUCCAGUUCAUCUUCUACGGGCGUAUACUACAGAUAUACGGCGCGGCGCUUCCGUGGCUGUCCGGCCAACAGCCCUGGGCGGAGUACUCCAUCGACGACGACGGCGAGACCCAGCCUGUCCCGAGCGCACCCUCUCCGUUGGGGAAUGUGCCGCUCUACGUCAGCACGCUCCUCCCCCUCGCGUUUCACACGCUCACCGUCAAAGUCAUCAAUGCGACCUCCGAUGGGCCCUUCCUGUUCGACUACAUCGCCUUUGGCUUCCUGGACGCAUCUGAAGACCCCAACCCGCAGAAUUCGAGUUCGACAUCUGUUGCAUCGCAGAGCUCCAUAACGUCAUUGUCCUCUACGUCUGCGGUUUCUAUUACUGCGAGCGCGACGAGUGCGACGGGAAGUUCACCAACAUCUGCGGCGCCCCUCGUGACUUCUCCCCAUGUGGAUUCCUUUCCGGUCGCUCCAGUCAUCGGUGCCAUAGUGGGCGGUAUCGUGGCGUUGGUUGCGGUAGCCGCGGUGAUCCUGUGUGUUUGGAAGCGCAUGAGCAGGCGCAGGGACGUCGAUCGCGAAUCGAUCGAGCCGGCGAGCGAACCUGGGCCUCCAGAAUUCGCACCCACGACCAAAUAUGUGGAGAAAGGAUCCUCGCGCGCACCUUCUCCAUACGUCCGGCGUACGAACCCGCUUUCAUGGGCCGAGCGGCAGGAUUCCGGUGUUACGUGGCCUGGUCCCUCGGGAUCCCCGUCAUCGCACCGCUCUGCCUUGCCCCGGGAGAAAGCAGCGUUUAGUGUUGUCGAGAGCGACGCACGCUCUUCAGGAUACGAUUCUGGCCAGCAUCAAUGGGAUGCCCAAUCCCAUGCCGACAUCACUCUGGGACCCGAUGUGAGGGGCAGACCGGCAACGCCUGGCCACCUGGUAUCCUUGGAGAGGGCACAAGGAUCCACUGGAUUUGUGGGGCCGUCGCCCUCCCAACCUCCGGAUGCGAUUGCUCAAGCAGGCGCCCAUACUCCUGGCGUAUAUGCGGGCGAGUUGUUUACACAAGUGAUAGCGCAGGACCGAGUUCCUCCGCCAUACUCUCCGUAA